Messenger RNA from Rodentolepis nana, 237 nucleotides. The record is from the annotation of a GenBank genome assembly. Lineage: Eukaryota; Metazoa; Platyhelminthes; Cestoda; Cyclophyllidea; Hymenolepididae.
GAAUGGACGGAAGAGGUUAAAGAAUACAUCAGGGUAUCUCUCGACCUUCGAUUGCCUUGUCAGGCGUGGCUGACGCGACGACGACCCACGCGCCGUCACAUUCAUGCGAUCCAAUUGGCUGCCCACUGUGAUUGGCGCCCAGUUAUUCGCCAAGCAGAUCUGCAACCUCAGCCAAUUACGAUGCGCGACCGAGAUAUAGGCUGGUCUGGUGUGCUGUGGUGCGUGUGUACGCGUUAA